AUGGCGGAACAAGACCCGGGUGACCGCCAGCCAGAUCAACGCCCGCCAGCCUAUACCGGCCCUUUCCUAUUCGUGAACAAGAACGCCACAAACCUAAGGUCCAGGCAGAGAGAGGAAGUAUUCGCGGUGCGCAGCCAUGCCAUGCAAAUAGCCAGGCGGUCGAGGAAGCCCACUUCCCGGCCCAAGUCGUCAGAGAGCGAGAGCCAGGCUCAACCAGAGUCCACGACACCCGCCAGCCCGCGAGCCCAAACGAGCGUGCCCAGCCCGACAUCCGAGCCCAUUCCAUCCAUCCAAAACAUUCUAGAGCAGCAGGCGAAAGGAGUCCUCCAAUACCAGCAAAGGCAGUCUCAGACACGCCAGCCAGACCCAUCCCAGAGCCAGUCGGCGACGCAUGAGUUCCCAGCCUUGUCCCCGAGAUCUUCGACCCUCCGCCCGUCGACCUCGAACCUUCUUCCGGCUGAAUAUGCCGCUUCUUUAGCGCAACUGACCACGGCCGCAUCGCCCCCAAGCCUGAUUCCCAGCGGCGCGUCAGACCCCAUUGGUGCCACGCAAUUGUCUCCCGAUGCAUUUUUCAACUCUGUGCUCCAGUUUUGGCGACUGUGCUACAUGUCCAACUUUUGGCCCGCUCAUAUCUAUUUCGAUCUUUCGCACCGAGCAGUCCAAUUCACCGACGGCUGGAUUCGGAAUAUGGUCAUCAACAAUCCGGCCAUGCUGCACGGCCUUUUCUCUGGCGCCCUCAGCUAUAUCACAAAUUAUCUUCCUCCGACAGACAACACCCCGAUGUUGUGGGCUAGGGCGAUCCACCAUUAUGGAAAAUGCCUCGAAGAGACCCGAGCUCAGCUCGCCCGACCAGGUAUCAGCACGGAAGAAGCACUGAGUUUGAUCCAUGGAAUGACAACGUUUAGUUUCCACUGCCACGAUUUAGAGAGCUGUCAGGUUCACCGUGCGGCAUCAAUGCGGCUUCUUCAAAGUCUUGAAGGAGGUCUUGAAUCGCUGCACCCGGUGCUGAAGUAUCUUUUGAUCCUCUGUGACUCGCUCACGGCAAGCCAUGUUCCAAGACGUCCGUCAAUGGACCUUGAGUCCUGGGCGCCUAAGCCAUGGGCUGAAGAGCCCUCCUUGCGACCGCUUGAUCAUCUGUUUAGCUUCGACGCUCACGUAUACGAGGAGACAGACCACGCCAUAUUUCCCCUUGCCGCCCAGGGCGAUGACAAUAACAGUUCGCAGCAUUUGUUGGAGCUGAUCAACUGGCAUCGCGAGGCGUUGGCGGCCAAUGAACUAGCUUUCGCCCUUGCCGACACAUCGAGCUCUCCAAACAUGUCCGAAUCUGCGGGUGAAAGCGGCCAGGACCGAGCCGAUUUGAUAUACACAUGGCUGUCGCUGCGCCAGUACGCCUUGAGUUGUCUCUCGUCGCACAGGUAUAUGGACAUUAUGGAGUCGGAGGACCACGAACAGUCGCUGUUGGCACAGAUACACGAUGUCUUUCACUCGAGUAUCGUGCUUGCCACCAGCUACAUGUUCCAAUUCGUCAUGCGAUACGGCAUGAACGCUCCAAGCAUGGCAUAUAUACCGUGCCAUCACUUACGCACACGAUUGGACCUGCUCAUGGCCCUCAUGAGCCAGCAUAGACGCAUACAAGCGGCAGAAGUGGGCAAGGACGGUGGUGGAAGAAGGCCAGCUAGCCCAGUCCCUACGGACGCCCUUCUCUUCCUCUUUUUCGCCGGCGCAGUCGUCGAAGAGUCCGACGGGCCGAAUCGAGUCCAAGCACCACCACACAUCACCAGGGCGGGCGUGAUCCCUUCCCCUGCGGUUGAGCAUCCUGGCGAUAUCAUCCACGCACGUUGGUUUAGCGUGCAUUUCGCGAUGGUGCUGCAACGAUCAAAUAUCGAAGCUUGGGAAAACGUCAGACGGGUUCUGAAGAGGUUUGUCUACGUUGAACGAGUUCUGGAUCGAUUUUUGCAGGUGCUUGUGACGAGAAAGCUCGAGUUUUUGGCAGCUUUGGUUGUGGGGGUGCCGGCACAUGUUCCUGCUGGUGGUUCUGGAGACGCUGGGAGUCUUGGGUUUUUCGAGGGACCGGGCGUGGCAGGGUCACCUAGGCCGGGGACGGGUUCUCCCUCGCGACGACGACCAACACCAUCUCGCCAAUCUUCCUUCCAGAUGCCCACGCCACACCAAGCACUACUUCAACCACCGGGCAUGUCGCUACCGAUGGCAUUGCCCGUAUCGCCCUCGAGUCCUAAGCUCGAUGAUGGGAUUGAUGCCUUGCCAUUGUUUGGGCCCCUCCCAGUUUCCCUCGCGGCCACCGUGCCUCACACAGCAGCCGACUGGUGGCAAGACAUGGGGUACGAAAUGGGGGUCCAAGAAGAGUUUUCAAUGGAUUUGGAUAUGAAUUUGGGUAUGGGGCCGGAGUUGGAUACGCUAUUGGAUGUGCAGAUGCACGGCGAGGAUCUGGAUGGGCAUGAGGACAUGCAGGCGGAGAAAAGGCGCGAGCAAGGUUGA
Fonsecaea erecta is the source of this 2496-nucleotide messenger RNA. RefSeq lists its product as hypothetical. The transcript has a single exon. The record is from RefSeq and is a predicted model, not a curated record. Lineage: Eukaryota; Fungi; Ascomycota; Eurotiomycetes; Chaetothyriales; Herpotrichiellaceae. The coding region runs from base 1 to 2496 and encodes 831 amino acids.